Saprolegnia parasitica CBS 223.65 is the source of this 1722-nucleotide messenger RNA. RefSeq lists its product as hypothetical. Lineage: Eukaryota; Oomycota; Saprolegniomycetes; Saprolegniales; Saprolegniaceae. The coding region runs from base 34 to 1686 and encodes 550 amino acids. The record is from RefSeq and is a predicted model, not a curated record. The transcript has 12 exons.
GCUUCAGUUGGCAGAUCGAUCGGUACCCGCAGCAUGGCGCUCAACUGGUUCCUCAUCGUCGUUGUCGUGCUCAUGAGCUUCGUCUUCCUCGCCGCCAACGUCUACAUCCUUGUCUACUUCCAGCACCCGGAUGAUAAGAACACUGCGUACUUUCCCAAGCUCCUCGUCAUCGUCGGUCUCCUCCUCGCCGAAGCUUGCAUCCUGCUCCUCCCGCUCGACGUCGCCAAUAAUUCAACCGCCAUUGGGUGCGACGCGGGCUGGAACAGCACCUGCGGCAACCUCGACAUGGAGGUGCUCUGGCUCAUCGUCUUUAUGGCCAUCGUCGUCUUCCUCGUGCUGCUGCUGCCGUUUGCGAUCUACUACUACGAAGCGGACGACGGCUUUGACGACGCCAAGGCCGCGUCGCGCUGGCUCGAUGCUCUCAAGAUGGAAGUCGGGACGCUCAUCGUUGUCGCGAUCGUGAUUGCAAUCACGUACACCACGUCGUCGACGUCGACGAUCCCGUACGAAGCCAUUGUCAUGAGCUCGAUGCCGAAUGGAUCGAUCCCGAUCACGGCAAGCAAUGGCAGCAGCAGUGUGGCCAAUGCGACCAUUGUCGUCCCGUCGGCGCUGGCUGCGUACGCUGGCUUUCACGAGUUUACGGACGGGUCCGUCAUUAGCUCGGACGAGCGCCUCGCUGCACUCACGCACCCCGUGCAAGCGACCAACAUGACCGUCGCGGUCUCGGUGCCCAUCUACAUCACCGCGCUCUUUAGCUUUGUGGGCUGGUUCGCCUUUACGAUCUUUGUCGCGAUCGGCCUUAUCGCGCUGCCGCUCGACUUGAUCUUGGCCUUCUUUUACCGCCCGCGCUUCAUGCCCGCCGACAUUUAUGCGCAGCAAAAGAUGCUCAUCCAGAUCCGGUCGCUCGAGCUUCUGGAAGUCGGCAAAGAAAUCAAGGCGCAGCAGCUCACGGUCACGGGUUCGAAGCUCUCGCUGCGGGAGCGCCAAAAGCAAGCCCGCCAAGACCUGCUCAUGAUGAACAAGUUCAAGCAGGCCGUCUACUUGCUCGAGAAGGACGUCCAGGAACUCAAACUGUGCCACGAAGACUACAAGAACUACAACCCGUUAGUUCCGUUCGGGAAGCUCGUGCUCGGGUUUCUCUGCUCGAUCGUGAGCUUUCUCUGGGUGCUCCAGAUCAUCCUCGCCAUGCUCCCUCGCGUGCCCAUCGUGCCGUUCCUCAACAACUACUUUAUCUGGUUCGACUCGUGGUUCCCGCUCUUCGGCACGAUCUCUGUCGGGCUCUUUACGCUGUACCUGCUCGCGUGCUGUGUCAAGGGCUGCUUCAAGUUUGGCAUGCGCUGCUUCUGCUGUGCGCUGCACCCGAUGGAGUUUAACGGCACGUACAUGAACUCGUUCCUCUUUAAUCUCACGCUCAUCUUGCUCUGCUGCAUCCCAUGCGUCCAAUUCGCCAACCAAGCCUUUGGCGACUAUGUCCGCCUCACGACGAUCCAAACCAUGAUGGGGGUCCAGCUCAAGUACAUGAAGGGCUUUACGUUCUUUUGGGCCAAAAACGUGUUUCUCUACAUCUUGCUCGUGCUUGCCUUCCUCACGCUCAUCUACCUCGCGAUCCGGCCCCGCGACACGUCGUCCAAGACAGACAAGAUCCGCAAGAAAAUCGAAAAGCAAGUGCGCCUUGCGACGGCGUAAGUCAAAACCAAUGACACUUUUUUUCAUUACUACCCA